Dreissena polymorpha is the source of this 1488-nucleotide messenger RNA. RefSeq lists its product as uncharacterized. Lineage: Eukaryota; Metazoa; Mollusca; Bivalvia; Myida; Dreissenidae. The record is from RefSeq and is a predicted model, not a curated record. The coding region runs from base 353 to 1018 and encodes 221 amino acids. The transcript has 8 exons.
UUGUCGGGCCUAUAUCUCCCAUUAGCACACAUUAGGUCAAACUCCACACAGCAGUUACUUCCCUUGGGCAUUCGCCAAUCAUUAAUGUCUUUUUCUAGAAUAAGGGAGGCCACUGCGUAUGAGAUUGACCAACCUCGGCGCAGUGAUUUACCGGGAACCAGCAUAGCAACGAACGACAACUCUGUAAUAAAAAUUGCCAAUUUUCGCGGUUAAACUUAAAAAGAGUCCAUGUCAACUGCUGACAGUGAAGAGCCAGGCAGUCUGACCCAUGAUAGGAAGGAGCCAAGUGAAGAGCCAGCCAGUCUGACCCACGAUAGGAGGGAGCCAAGUGAAGAGCCAGCCAGUCUGACCCAUGAUUCUUGACAUGACUCAUGGUGAACUAAAAUUGCUUGCAAAGCAUCUGGGACAUGAUGUGAAGACCCACAAGGAAUAUUAUCAGUUGUCUUCCAGUACCAUGGAACUCUCAAAGGUUGCCCUGAUGUUGUAUGCUGUUGAAAAUGGUAAAGUCAAUGAGUGGAAGGGAAGGCAGAUGAAGGACAUAGUAGUAGAAGAUUUACCUCUUCCAAUUGAAGACGAAGAUGGCCAUCAAGAAGAGUCCAUGUCAACUGCUGACAGUGAAGAGCCAGUCAGUCUGACCAAUGAUAGGAGGGAGCCAAGUGAAGAGCCAGCCAGUCUGACCCAUGAUAGGAGGGAGCCAAGUGAAGAGCCAGCCAGUCUGACCCAUGAGUCCAUGUCAACUGCUGACAGUGAAGGGCCAGCCAGUCUGACCCAUGAUGAAAUGAGGCAGCCAAAUCCUCAAGGGACAGGGACAAGAAAAGGAAUGAAACGAAAGUGGGCCAGCGAAGAGAACAUAUGUUUCAUGAACUUUUUUAGAGAUGAAUUAAGAGAAAAAAAAAUGCCAUCUGGCUCAAAAAUAAUGGGGUCCCUAAAAAUACUUACCGGAAGAACAGUGGCCCAGAUAAGGGCAAGGGUCCAUAACAUUAUUAUGGAAAAACAAAAAUGGAAAAAGAAUUGUUGAAUUGUGGAAUAUGUUUAUGCCCCUGGUAGGGUGGCAUAUAGCAGUUGAACUGUCCGUCAGUCAGUCAGUCUGUCCAUCUGGCCGAAAACUUAAAUGGCCAUAACUUUUUCAAUAUUGAACAUAGCAACUUGAUAUUUAUACCCCUAUUACAAUUGGUAAUGGGGGCUAUAUAGGAGUCACGUUUGUCGGUCUGUCCCGAUAUUUCAUCCGAUCUUCACCAAACUUGGUCAGUAGUUGUAUGUAGAUAAUGUCUAGGUCAAGUUUGAAUAUGGGUCAUGCCAGGUCAAAAACUAGGUCAUGGGGUCACUUAGUAUGUUUUAAACUGUAAGUUUGUACGGACCAUAGCUAUGUUAUUUAUCGUUACAUUUUUAAAUGACUCGGUACAUUUGUUCACCAUCAUGGAACGGUGUGUCGUGUUAAAAAAAAUUACGUCAAUAUCUCAAAGGUCAAGGUCACACUUGGGAGUUCAA